Molecule: messenger RNA, 2358 nt
Organism: Chlorocebus sabaeus (green monkey)
Lineage: Eukaryota; Metazoa; Chordata; Mammalia; Primates; Cercopithecidae
Gene: CTAGE1
Product: cutaneous T cell lymphoma-associated antigen 1
Biological process (GO): endoplasmic reticulum to Golgi vesicle-mediated transport; vesicle cargo loading; protein secretion
Cellular component (GO): endoplasmic reticulum exit site; endoplasmic reticulum membrane
Source: RefSeq, a predicted model, not a curated record
UCUGGUGCUAUGGAGGAGCCUAAGGCUAACCCUCAGCCGUACUUGGGGCUAGUCUUGGAGUUGCUGCGCAGGGUUGUGGCAGCACUGCCUGAAGGUAUGAAACCAGAUUCUCAUCCUUAUGAUUUUCCAUGGGAAUUGGUGAUACGGGCAGCUGUUGUGGGAAUUUUUGCUGUUCUCUUCUUGUGGAGAAGUUUUAGAUCAGUUACGAGUCGGCUUUAUGUGAGAAGAGAGAAAAAGCUCGCUGUGGCACUUUCUGGACUAAUUGAGGAAAAAUGUAAACUACUUGAAAAAUUUAGCCUUGUUCAAAAAGAGUAUGAAGGCUACGAAGUAGAGUCAUCUUUAAAGGAUGCCAGUUUUGAGAGAGCGACAACAGAAGCACAAAGUUUGGAGGCAACCUGUGAAAAGCUGAACAGGUUCAAUUCUGAACUUCAGCAUGAUGUACUCUGUCUAGAAAAAGAGUUAAAAGAAGAGAAAUCUAAACAUUCUGAACAAAAUGAAUUGAUGGCAGAUAUUUCCAAAAGGAUACAGUCACUAGAAGAUGAGUCAAAAUCCCUCAAAUCACAAGUAGCUGAAGCCAAAAUGACUUUUAAGAGAUUUCAAAUGAAUGCAGAACGACUGCAGAUAGAAAUACAAGAUGCUUUGAAUGAAAAUUCUCAACUUCAAGAAAACCAGAAACAGCUUUUGCAAGAAGCUGAAGUAUGGAAAGAACAAGGGCGUGAACUUAUUAAACAGAAAAGAACAUUUGAAGACUCCAAAGUACACGCAGAACAAGUUUUAAAUGAUAAAGAAAAUCACAUCAGGACUCUGACUGAACGCUUGCUAAAGAUGAAAGAUCAGACUGCUAUGCUUCGAGAAGACAUAACGGAUGAUGAUAACUUGGAAUUAGAAAUGAACAAUGAAUCGGAAGAUGGUGCUUACUUAGAUAAUCCUCCAAAAGGAGCUUUGAAGAAACUGAUUCAUGCUGCUACGUUAUGUGCUUCUUUAAAAACCUUAGAAGGAGAAAGAAACCAAAUUUAUAUUCAAUUAUCUGAAGUUGAUAAAACAAAGGAAGAGCUUACAGAGCAUAUUAAAAAUCUUCAGACUGAACAAGCAUCUUUGCAGUCAGAAAGCACACAUUUUGAAAGUGAGAAUCAGAAACUUCAACAGAAACUUAAAGUAAUGACUGAAUUGUGUCAAGAAAAUGAAACGAAACUCUACAGGAAAUUAAUAGUAGAGGAAAAAUGCCGGUUAGAGAAAGAAGAGAAACUUUCUAAAGCAGACGAAAUAAUCAGCCAUGUCACUGAAGAGCUGGAGACCUACAAAAAGCGAGCCAAAGAUCUUGAAGAAUUUGAAAGAACUAUGCAUUUUUAUCAAAGGAAGAGCAUUCUCCAUAAGAAAAAAGCACAUAAUAAUUGGUUGGCAGCUUGGACUGCUGAAAGAAACCUCAAUGAUUUGAGGAAAGAAAAUGCUCACAACAGACAAAAAUUAGCUGAUAUAGAGUUUAAAAUAAAACUUUUAGAAAAAGAUCGUCAUGCACUUGAUGUUCCAAAUGCAGCAUUUGGCAGAGAGCAUUUCCCAUAUGCUCCCUCACCAUUGGGUCGGCCUUCAUCUGAAAUGAGAGCUUUUCUCUAUCCUCCGACUUUGUUGGAGGGUCCACUGAGACGCUCACCUUUGCUUCCAGGGGGAGGAGGAAGAGGCCCAGGAGGCCCAGGGAAUCCUCUGGACUGUCAGAUGACCAAUGAAAGAGGAGAAGCAAGCUGUGGUAGGUUAACCAGUCUUCACAGGGCUCCUUCUGGCUCUAGGCCCCUGUCGCCUCUGUGGGAACAGGACCUUAGGAUGGUGUUUCCUCCACCGGGACAGUCAUAUCCUGAUUCAGCUUUUCCUCCACAAAGGCAAGACAGAUUUCAUUCUAAUUCUGCUAGACGCUCUGGACCAGCAGAACUCAGAUGUUUUAAUACACCUUCUUUGGGUAAAUUGGAUGGGUCAAUGCCUUCAGAAAUGGAACCCAGUAGAAAUGAUACCAAAGAUAAUCUUGGUAAUUUAAAGGUGCCUAAUUCAUCUCUCCCCACUGAAAAUGAAGCAACUGGGCCUGGCUUUAUUCCACCUCUUGCUCCAAUCAGAGGUCCAUCGUUUCCAGUAGAUACAAGGGGCCCGUCCAUGAGAAGAGGACCUCCUUUCCCUCCACUUCUUCCAGGAACCAUGUUUGGAGCUUCUCGAGAUUAUUGUCCACCAAGGGUUGUCCCCAGUCCACCACAUGCUCCAUUUGCAAUGACAAAUGUCUAUUCGCCCAGGGGUUUUCCUCCUUACCGUCCCCCAAGACCUGGAUUCCAUCCCCCACCACCGCAUUCUGAAGGCAGAAUGAGUUUCCAUCAGGGUUGA